CGUGGACUUGCUUCUUGAUUUAAAACCGUCAUCUGCUGUUCCGUGGUACAUGUGAAUUCCUGAUCACACUCCUAUACGUUCCCGAUUACCCCCUCCUCUGGCCUCCAACUGAACAGCUCUUCGCGACUGCGGCCUCUUCCCCCUCCCUUCCAUACCGGACCCGCUCUCUAGCCCAACCGAUUCAAGCGCGCUCGAUCUAUAUUCACGAAGAUAGCUUUCGUCAUCGCGGUGCUGGUCGAACUUCCCUCGGUGAACUCAAUGCGGCCCUCCAUCCUUCAUCUCAUUCGUGACAGGUGAUAGGCAUUCAUUACGGCUAGAUGGAGAUCUAUGGCGUCCGGAUAUAACUCAGCGUUCUCGGCGACUUCGACCCAGCACCGCGCUGUGGGAGAUGGGCGGUCAUAUUCUAGCCUGGAUGAUGGCUCGGUGGACGGCAGUUGGCCGGGGGCGGCUUCGCGGUCAGGGAGGAAUACUCGCUCGGAGUCUGGAGGCAGUGCGACUAUCGGGUUUCGGGCAGCGCCGUCGCUGGCCCCCUCUUCUGGGUCUGGGGGGCCAGGGAGCUUCAGCUCUGAGCUCCGGAGCAUGAAAACAUCACGGAGUACAACGCCACGUCCCGAUACUACGACGUUUAGGCGAAGAGGAAGCAGUAACGUCGAGCCUGAUGACCUGUCCAGUACCGAGGAGCGCCAGGCUGCGAUCCGAAAUAAGAUUGCGAAGGAGAUGAAAAUCAAAACAGGGACGGAGAAUAUGCUCGAGGCAUUGCUGGCCAAAAAUCCGAAACACACAAAGGAUCAGAGGUUAAAAGUAGAAUCAGAGUUGAGCUCGUCGAAUCGAAAGCUCGCGGAGUUGCACCAUGAGCUGGAGGAGGAAUUGUUACGUGCGCAGGCGCCGUCCACCCCUCCUCGGAGUCGUUUGUCGUCUUUGUUUCAGGGCAGCUCCAUGCGAUCGCCCUCUCGGAGCAAUGUCAAUGUAGAGUUGGACGAUGGCCAGCCGGAGGACGGAGAGGCGGAAAUGGAAUCGCCGACAUAUGUACUUGCGGAAACAUUGCAGGCUUUGGAGAUCGAAGGCAUGUCGCCGGAUUACUAUGUCGAGCGCGCAAAUAGCCUGGUCGAACUCUUCAAACGACAUCCCACCUUAAAGUACGACCUAGCUUGGUCUGUUUUCGGGUUGCGUGUCCAGGUCAUGCUCUUGAGUGACAAUAAGGAAGUUGUAGCAGCUGGGUACAGGUUGACCCGCUAUGCUAUCGCAGAUCGGAAAUCGCUCCAGAUCAUCCGCUCAUUACACACGGACGAGCUAGUAAUCUUGUCGCUUGUCAAGGAGAGCAAAGCGAGCAUCGAGCGCGAGCAAGCCCUGAAAUUCGUCAGGGCUUUUCUAGACGUCAAGGAUGGUGUGCGUGAAAUCUCACGCUCUGUGGUGCGGACUAUUGUCUCUGUUGCUGAGCAUUACGAAGAUCGCCUCCGAAAUAUUUCAAUUAUGACUCUCGCCGAAAUCUUAGUCAAAGACCCGGAGCUUAUCGCAUAUGCUGGCGGCUUUGCAAUACUACAUGACGCUCUAGCAGAAGGGACAUUUGGGGCUUCUGAAUCUCUGAUAGGGAGCUUUCUACAUGUUCUUGACACACCACAAAGCAGGAAACACCUGCAAGGAGGGUGUGAGCUUGAAGCUGUUCUUGCACCCUUCACUGAUUCAUUAGCCGACAGCAUUCGCAACGGUCGUUUAAAAUCAUCAGCUAAAGCUAUAUCGGCAAUGCUCAAGAGCUGGCCCGGCAUAUUGGUUCUCGCAAGGAAUGGGGGGAAGCCCUUACAGUCGCUCUUGGAGUCCUUGCACUACCCAGAUUCGCAGGCUAGAGAUCUGAUCAUGGAGCUCCUGUUCGAUGCUUUACGGAUUAAACCACCGUCAUGGUCUUCAUCUUUCCUUGCAGGUCGGCGACUCACAACUUAUGGCAGAGUCUCAAAUCUUCGGUCAGAGACUGACGCGAAACAAUAUCGCGGAUACUACGACGACAACGAGAGUAAAUUUGACUUGACAGCACAUUUUUCUACCCUCAUCCUUGCAACAUUAGUGGAUGCAGGAUUGUCAAAGGCUCUCUCUGAGCUCAUCGAGGAUGAAGAAGAUCUGUCUCUUAGACGGAAAGCAACAUUACUCUUGACAGAAGUCCUGAAGUUAGCCCAGCACUCUUUACCACAGGAGAUAAGCUCCAAGCUUCAGGUCCUCCCGCACUUAUUGCCCGCCGCUAUCCAGUUCGAUGUUGAGAAUCAUGAUGUUUCUACGGCUACAAUUUAUCAAAUUGAAAGCAUAAACAGAACGUUGGCACGCUCUGUUGGUUUCUCGAAUGGACCUGGGCGAUAUAGUGUGGAUGUUGAUAUUUCAGCCUCUCUUCUGUCUAGUGACCAAAGCAAAGACAAGAUGAGCCCUACAAUGGAUGAAACCCAAUUCCGCAAUGCGAUUCUAGAAACGCAUGUCUUGAAUACAGUGAAUUACCUAAAGUGGAAAUGGGAUCUCAUCCACCGCAUUGUUGAGGGACCCCUGACAAACCCCAAGAGGCUAGACGAGGCGAUCAAGGGAUCAAAAUUCAUGAAGCGACUCAUGGGGUUCUACCGGCCUUUUAAGUAUAGGUUCUCCAUGCUCCCGAAUACGAAGCCCAACCAACGCUACGUUCGAACAGGUUGCGCAUUGAUGCGCACCCUAGUCUCAAUCCCUGAGGGAAUUAAGUACUUAGCCGAGAAUAAAUUUCUUAGACAGGUUGCGGAAUGCCUUGCUCAGGUUGAUCGUAUGAGCGGGCUAACGUCAUCUUCACCAUUGUUCUCCCGAGAGCAAAUGGCCAGCACAUUGAGCGGAGGGUACUUCGCCCUUCUAGGGACAUUGACCGGCGACACCAAUGGGCUUUCUAUGAUGGAACGGUGGCACAUGCUCAACAUGUUUUAUCAUAUCAUUGAGCUUCGGGAUCGAGACGACCUCAUACAGACCCUCUUGGGCAACAUGGACUACACAAAGGACAGUCACUUGAGAGUGAUGCUAUCCAAGGCUCUCACAACGGGCUCCAAGGAUACUCGUAUCUUCGCCACAAAAUUGCUCCGAAAGUACGCGGUAGGGAAUGUUCCACUUUCUCCACAGAUGGCUAUAGGCAAUGCAGACUGGGUUGUUAAAUUUCUUGUCACACAACUGUAUGAUCCUGACGUGUCCGUAUGCCAAAUAGCUGUGAAGAUCCUCGAAGAGGCAUGCAAUCAUCGAGACUAUCUCGAGUUUGUGGUCAAAUGCAGGCCGUCCCUUGACCACCUGGGUGAAAUCGGCGCGCCUUUGCUCUUACGGUUUCUAUCAACCUCAGUCGGCUAUCAUUAUUUAGAUGGACUCGAUUACAUCACGCAAGAAAUGGACGAUUGGUUCUUGGGCCGCAACGAUGCAUAUGUGGGUCUAGUGGAAGCCGCUUUAUCGCGGGCCUACGUCGAUCAACCGCGAAGGGGCAGUUUCGUUCCUGAAGAUCUCGUGGAUCUGCAAGACAUCGGGCUGGUCCCACCACAUUUCUACCGCGAGCUGGCCCGUACCGCAGAAGGCUGCAAGCUUCUUGAGCAAUCGGGCCAUUUCAGCGAAUUCGCUUGGACCAUCCGCGAUUUCCGACUGGACGAUGAAGACACUGAGAUUUUACUCAAAGUUAAGGGCUGCCUCUGGGCCGUUGGCAACGUUGGCUCCAUGGAGUUGGGCGCUCCGUUCCUCGAGCCUGAUAUUGUUGAGCGUAUAGUUAAAAUCGCCGAAAGUGCUGAAGUCCUGACGAUGAGGGGAACCGCAUUCUUCGUAUUGGGGUUGAUCUCCCGCAGUCGACAUGGUCUCAAGGUACUGAGAGAUUUCGGAUGGGACUCUGCUAUCGAUCAGAAAGGAAAUUCCCUAGGACUGUGCCUUCCCACCGAUUUCAAUAAAUUGUUCCUGGUGGAAUUCCCUUCACAUUCAAGAAAUCAAGAAUCCAAACGCUUGUCUCAUGACAAAUUCAAGGAAGCCACCACCGAUGCAGAUGCCACCAACCAAAAGAUCCUAAAGCUCAUCGUCGAUAUGGGAAACACUGUCUUGUCCAAACGAGCGGCGGCGGAUCUUCAUAGCAUGAAAUCAAAGCAACCCGAACGAUUCCACCAACCACACUUAUUCCGCAAAACCCUCAGUAUCCUCGAAAGCCAUCACUUCCGUCUUCCAGCGCGACGCUUUGCCCUUGACCUAUUCGAUAAAAGUGUCAUGCGACGAAUCGUAAUGGAAGACGAGUCCGACACCGACUCAGAAGCAACCUCCUCCCAGGAAUCAACCUAAGCUAGCGACAUCAGCUUCUUUGAUCUCGCGCCUUCAAUCACAGUAUAAAAUCCACUGUAACUCGGAUGACUCUAUUCCGCAAAGCCGUAGAAAGCCAUAAAUGAAUGGCGGUACUACUAUGGGCAAACUGGGGACAAGGUGGCCACACUGUUAAAC
Molecule: messenger RNA, 4440 nt
Organism: Aspergillus alliaceus
Lineage: Eukaryota; Fungi; Ascomycota; Eurotiomycetes; Eurotiales; Aspergillaceae
Product: putative cytosolic regulator Pianissimo
Exons: 4
Coding region: 328-4284 (1318 amino acids)
Biological process (GO): TORC2 signaling
Cellular component (GO): TORC2 complex
Source: RefSeq, a predicted model, not a curated record